Messenger RNA from Colossoma macropomum (tambaqui), 3092 nucleotides. It is a transcript of the gene azin1b, whose product is annotated as antizyme inhibitor 1b. NCBI's taxonomy places the organism in Eukaryota, Metazoa, Chordata, Actinopteri, Characiformes, Serrasalmidae. Gene Ontology annotation, biological process: positive regulation of polyamine transmembrane transport; negative regulation of protein catabolic process. Gene Ontology annotation, molecular function: ornithine decarboxylase activator activity; ornithine decarboxylase activity. Gene Ontology annotation, cellular component: cytoplasm. The record is from RefSeq and is a predicted model, not a curated record.
ACCUCAUUGAUCUCCUUGCCAGAGCUGCCAUUUCUUCGUUAGCCGAGCCGUGCAGAGGGAGACAGUGUGUUUAUAGUUCUCGUUACUCAGGCAUAUGGCAAACGCAGCCUCUUUUCUUUCUUAUACCAGUGUCCCCACCACUCUUUAAAAAUUCCGCCGAAAAAGAGAAGACGAUUUUCCAAAUCUUUCAGGCCGUUAUCUCACGGCUCCCCUCUUUCUGUGCAAGUGUAUAAGAGGUACCCAGAAGGCCUAGGGGAGGCGCUCUACCGCGAGCAGUUCGACUUCAACGCCGAGCCACCUUGGGAUCCUAGUUGAUAGCGGGAGAGGUCCAUCUCCCAACUUGUCCAUUUUGUUGCAUAUUUACAGGACCCCAAAGGCUCAGUAAACUCUCUUUAUGAUUGUCGGAUCUGCGGACUACGGUUGAGAUGAAAGGAUUUAUUGAUGAACCAAACUACAUCGUUGAGCUGCUUGAUGGAGGAACAACCCUUGAAGAUGUCAUUGACAACCACAUUUACGAACAAGCUCUGGCUGAAAAGAAUGCAUUUGUUGUGGCCAACCUUGGGGCCUUGAUGCAGCAGCAUGUUCUUUGGCAGAGCACCCUGCCUCUGGUCCGACCUUUUUACCCAGUCAAAUGUAACGGCAGCCCUGCAUUCAUCGAGGUUCUGGCUGCACUGGGAGUUGGUUUUGUCUGUGCAAAUAAGGCUGAAAUCUCCCUGGUACUCAACCAUGACGUCCCCCCUGAGAACAUCAUCUUGUCGGGUGUUUGCAAGCAGCUCUCGCACAUUAAACAUGCUGCCAAAAAUGGCAUCAACUACCUGGUGUGUGACAACGAGGCAGAACUUUGUAAAAUUGCCCGUGCUCACCCAAAUGCCAGGCUGCUCCUGCAGUUGUCCACUGAAGCUCAGACAGAGGAGGCCAGCAUGGCAUUUGGCUGCUCCCUGAAGAGCUGCAGGCACCUUUUGGAAACUGCCAAGGAGCUGGGCAUGGAUGUGGUUGGAGUAGCGUUCCAGGUACCAACAUCAUGUAAGGACUCCCAGGUUUAUACCCAUGCAUUGUCUGACGCCCGUUGUGUAUUUGAUAUGGGGGAGGAGCUUGGUUUUAAUAUGGAAAUUCUGGAUAUUGGCAGUGGAUUCAGUGGCUCUGAGUUUCAGUUGAAGCAGGUCCAUGCUGCUAUCAGACCUUUGCUGGAGGCCUAUUUCCCUGUUACGUCUGGGGUGCGUGUUAUUGCUGAGCCAGGAACUUUUUAUGUGUCUUCCUCUUUCACCCUGGUUGUAAAUGUCAUUGGAAAGAAAGUGGUAGCCAGCGAUCUUCAUGCAGAGCCAACUCUGAAUGAUGACCCGGAAUUUUUGUACUAUUUGAAUGAUGGUGUCUAUGGAUCUUUUGUGGGCAAGCUGUUAGGAAGCACCAUUCCAUCCCCCACAGCGCACAAGAUGUCCCUCACAGCAGAUGAGCCAGUGUUCUCUAGCAGCUUGUGGGGUCCGUCCUGUGACGCGUUGGAUCAGGUGGUGGAGCGCUGCCUUCUCCCUGAGCUCGCUGUGGGAGACUGGCUGAUCUUCAACAACAUGGGGGCCAGUGGUCAAGAGGAGUCAGCAGCCAUCAGUAACUCAGACAAACCUCCUGUGUAUUACACAAUUUCUACAGGCGACUGGUUUGAGAUGCAGGAGGCUGGAAUUUCUCUUGACACCACCAUGAAGAACUUUUCCUUAGUCCAGUGUGGCUUGUAGUUGAAAAACCUGACUCCAACACCUAACCUGGGCAUUUGAAUGGCCUGCGCAGUGAACAUUCCAGCAGCUAUGGGUGGGGACAAUAACGCUUAGCCACUAGAAAAGGAAAAAGACCAGUGGCAUUGGGAUCACAAAAUAAUUGUCCUUAUCUCAGUUUCUCACAAUUUACUGAUUGAAAUGCUCAUUUCCCUUGACCACCAAAGGAAUGAGUCCAGGAGCCCCGUAUUUAGUAAUAACAUAUGCAACAAAAUGGAUGACUAUGGAGAUGGAAUCCAGUCAUUGGUUUUCUUAAUCAAAAAUCGUUUACAUAAGUGUUCAAUUAAUUUAAUUAUAUAUUGAUUACCUGCUGACAGUCUUGUAAAUGAGUUGUCUGUUGCACCAUUAUGCACUUGUCUAUAUUAAAAUCAGAUGUGAUUUUAAUGAGUUUAGAAUAUAGAAUCAGAUGAAUUACGACCCAUUGUGUAGAUUAACACAGUGAAAUUUUGAUAUUGAUUUGUUAGAUCAAUGCUUCUCCAUCCUUGUUGACCAUGAGUUUAUAGAACUGUGGAGGAACAUCUUUCGUUGUAUCCUCAGUACAUGGAUUGUGGCAGUAUUUCCCAAUAUUGAUAUGUAUUUCAUGCUGUCCAUUGGCUAUGUGUACUGUGAUUGACUUUGCGACCUGACUUUUGGUAAGAAAGCUAUAGGGUCGCACCUGUAGAUUACUCUCUGUCUUUUCCGGUACAAACACCAAGGACAUUAAAGGAACCUCCUCAAACUGGGACUGAGGAAGGUGACUUAAGAUGAAAUUUGGUUUGUGGAAAGUAAUUUCAAGGAAAAUGUGCAAGUGCCUGAGGCAAUGUGCUGAAAACACCAGUAACAGUCACCAUAAAUGCUGCAAGAUUCACACUAUUGAUCUCUGACAGCUUCUCUCAGGCUUUUCCUCAUAAAUAGCUGUUCUAAAGAUUUGAUCAUAUUUUUCAUUGUGAACAACACUGAUAGACCUAAUGGCUUUGUAAUGUCUUAAUGGGUGAAUGAGAUGUUUGCCGAGUUUAUAUGAAAAUUGCUGAAAAGUGUUUUAGGAACAGCAGUUAUCUGUUCCUGUUAGAACAAGGUUGCCAUAUCAGGUCUAUUUUUUCAUUUUAGUGCAAUGAAACUUAUGAUCAUAUCUUGCAGUGCUGCUUACCUUCUGAAAGGCGUCAUUUAAUGCCUUUUGAUUUCAAGAUUUAUCUAAAUCUCCACUCCAGUUAAUAAAAUCACACCCCUUAGCGAUGUAAUGUAAAAUAUUUUUGUCUAAGGCACUUACGGACCAUAGCCUGUUUUUGACUGUAAUAUUGUGUUUGUUGAAGUAAUGAAAAAUAUUAACUUAAUACACUUCUUUGACUGAAAUAA